CUCCUGAUGGUCGGCUGACCAAGGAGAUGCAAAUCGGAGAGGGCGGCACUGGAGCCGUGUUCAUGGUAAGGGACCAACCAAAUUCCUAGAGAGCAGGGGGAGCUGAAAGCAAGUUGAAAGUGCUAUCACUAUCCCUGCUAUGCACAUGAUUACAUUCCUUAAUAACUCAAUAUUUCUGUCAGUUUGUUCCCAAUAUGAGUCUUGAUAUUUCCAGCUAAUACUGAAUGUCAGUUACACCUUUCUGUGUGUGUUACAGGGCCAUCACCAUCGCAGAGGUAAGGUAGCCGUCAAGAUGGCCAACAUCACUCGGGAUGAGGAGUCAGUCUGCCGAGAGGUAAGCUUUCUCCUGAAGUUCAGCAGGCACAGGAACAUCGCCUCUUACUAUGGAGCUUAUUACCACCCUGCUCCAAACGAGGAGUCAUCGGAGUAUCUGGAGCUUGUCCUUGAGUACUGCAGCGGCGGCUCCCUGUACAACCUGAUCGACAGCACCGAAGGCCAAUCCCUGAAGGAGACCUGGAUUGGCUAUGUCUGCAGGGAGGUAUUGAAGGUAAACUUGGAUUAACCCCUUAAAGACUCUUCUAUUAUUUUACUUUACAUUAUCCUACAUUGUGUUACACACUCUUUGUUAGGAAUAUUAAGCCAAAUGUCCGUUAUAUUCUUAUAACCUACAUCUCAAUCUCCCCAGGCUCUCAACCACAUCCACCACCACCGGGCCGUUCACAGGGACAUCAAGAGCCCCAACGUGAUGCUCACCGAGAAGGGAAACAUCAAACUCAGUGAGUAAAACUUAUAGUUGUAAGAUGAAUGGAUGGGGGGAAGCUUUUGUGGAUAUAAAGUACAGAGGGUUUCAUGAUACAGGUGUUUAUCUUACUGCCCUUAAAAUGAAUGAAUUUUCCAUUUAUAUGUUUAAUCUGUCAUUUCAGUCGAUUUCGGACUCUGCUGGGACCUGGACCCACAGACAGGGAAGUGCAAGCAGACCGAUGGGACUGCGCACUGGAUGGCGCCCGAGGCCUUUAGGAGGAGGGACAGGGAACCGGAAUUCGACACCAAAUGUGACAUCUGGUCCCUUGGAAUCACUGCCAUCGAAAUGGCCGAGGGAAAAACACCAUACGCCGAUCAGGAACUAGUGUCGGACCUGGUCAUCAACAACGACUCUCCGAGGCUCAUAUCAAGGACCUGGUGAGUCCUUCCCAGCUCAUGUCACUGUGCGAUGCUGAUACUGCAACUCUGUGUGUCUCUCACCUUGGCAUAUUAGCGAUUAAAGCGAUACAUCUGUUUUU
Xenopus tropicalis (tropical clawed frog) is the source of this 1280-nucleotide messenger RNA. RefSeq names its product serine/threonine-protein kinase mig-15-like. Gene Ontology annotation, molecular function: protein kinase activity; ATP binding. NCBI's taxonomy places the organism in Eukaryota, Metazoa, Chordata, Amphibia, Anura, Pipidae. The record is from RefSeq and is a predicted model, not a curated record. Bases 293 to 562 code for a protein of 89 amino acids. The transcript has 5 exons.